AUGGACUACAGCGCCUCGAUGGGCGAGGGCGAGGAUCCCGCCGGCGCAUCACCCUGGGGCAACUCGCCAGGCACCUCCCCUCAGCACGACCGUGCCGUGUUUGGGGCGUUGGCCGCCGACGAGCACGCCUUUCCGUACGCGCCGAUCGUCUCUCCGCAAACCGCCGACGUUGCCGGCGGCUUCCCGGAGCUGGGGAGAGCGAACACCGAGUCUUCCACCGAGACUGAAUCGGUAGCCUCUCCGACGGUGAGCCCGAUUGCUGCACAGUCGGCCCGCGGCCUGCCCUCCGUCUCCGAGGUCUCCGAGCCUGCGCCGCCGGCUGAGCAACCGCGACCGGUGCAGAAGCCGGCUCAGGCCCAGGGGAAGCUGCAGGUGAAAAUCACGGGGCUCGAGAGGACCGGAAAGAGGGACCCCGUCCUGCGAUUCGACGUUCAUACAAACUUGCCACGCUUCCGAACGACGCAGUACCGAGAUGUCCGACGUCUGCACUCCGAGUUUGUAAAACUGGCCGACCACCUGAUCUCUGCAAACCCCGAGGCUCUUGUUCCCGCGGUCCCGCCACCCGUCACGGCUGCCGGUGCCGGAACGGACGAAGACGAAACGCGUGUCAAGUCGACGAUGCAGAAGUGGUUCAGCCAUGUAUGCAGCAGCGAAGUGCUGAUGAAAGACGACGAAAUGGUGCUCUUCGUCGAGAGCGACUUUGGCUACAGCCCGCUGCUGAAGAUGAAGCAGCCGGCGACGGGGGUGCGCAGAAAGAUACUGAAGCAGUUUGCCCCUCCCCCCGACGACACUCCCGAGCUUUCCAGCGCCCGGCCCAUGGUGAAGCUGUUUUAUCUCGGCACCAUGGACGCCAGCCACAAGGUCGACAAGAUGGUCAAAUCCCGGAGAGGCUUGGGCCUUGCCGAAUCCGACUACGGAGUCAAGCUGGGUAGCAUGCACGUCCAGGAGCCCCACCCGGGGUUGGCAAACGCGUACAGGAAGCUUGGGAGGAUCAUCCAGACCAUGGGCGACUAUCACGCGGCCCAGGCGACGGCCGAGGCGGCCAGCCUCGGCGACACGUUCCAAUAUCACUCGCAGGACGCCUUCAUCGUCAAGGAGUCCUUGACGAACCGGCAGAUUCUCAUCCGGGAAUUCCUGCAGGCGCAAGAGGCGACGCGAGGAAGGCUCAACGCCGCGGACCGCCUCAAGGCGAGCACCAGCGUUCGACGCGAAAAGGUGGACGAAGCGAUCGCCUCCCUCGACGAUGCUCGACAGUACGAGCAAAACCUCUACGCCAAGACCAAUCGAGUGACGAAAAACCUGGUGCUCGAGAGCCGGAAAUGGUUCACGCGGAGCGCCGAAGGCCUACGUCUGAGCAUCCGCGAGUACGUGAUGCGCGAGAUCGAGGCCGAGCGGCGUGCGCUGGCCCUUCUCGAAACGGUGCGACCGGACAUCCGAGCCAUCGACGCCUCGGGCGGUCUCAGCCGGCUCGGUCGCGAGGCCCACCCGCCCGUUCGACGCACCAACCUCACCGCCAGCCAAGGCCCCAAGGGAGACGCCUGGAGCGGCGUCCCGCGCCGAUCGGACGCCACGGGCCGCCUCUCGAGCAGCGUCAUGGGCCAGAAGCCAGACGAGGGGGACGGCUCGGAUCAAGAAGCAGGCAAGGGGAAAGCCGGCCAGGGUGGGACGCCGGAUCUGCCUGGCGCCAACGAGGACGACGGCGACCGCAUCGAUGCGAGAAACGCCGCAAGCAGGUUGGCAGCGAGCACCUUCUGA
Messenger RNA from Drechmeria coniospora, 1755 nucleotides. RefSeq names its product vacuolar protein sorting-associated protein vps17. Lineage: Eukaryota; Fungi; Ascomycota; Sordariomycetes; Hypocreales; Ophiocordycipitaceae. The record is from RefSeq and is a predicted model, not a curated record. Gene Ontology annotation, biological process: retrograde transport, endosome to Golgi; intracellular protein transport. Gene Ontology annotation, cellular component: retromer, tubulation complex; endosome; retromer complex. The coding region runs from base 1 to 1755 and encodes 584 amino acids. Gene Ontology annotation, molecular function: phosphatidylinositol-3-phosphate binding. The transcript is spliced from 3 exons.